GAAGGAGCCUGGACUGCAGCUCUGUUUUCACAGUCCUUCGCACACAGCAGCCAAAGACACAGCAGAGCCCAUCCUCCCCGAGUAGCUCUUUCAGUUCCACCAGAUGUCAGUUCAUCAGACAUCCUUUAAUCCGAAAAGGUGAACUAAUAGAAAAUGGAAUCACCUCAAACAUGCUAUGAACAGGGUCAUCAAAACCUUGAAGCCAUGAAAGCAGGCAUGUUUCUGCGCAAAGUGAGGUCUCGUAGUUGGAAGCGUCAGCGGCACUACAAACUUCAGGAGGACUGCAAGACUAUCGCAUAUAAAUCCAGCUGGGCACUAAACUCUUAUUCUACCUUCUCCAUCAGUGAUGUGGAGGUUGUUCGUGAGGGACAUCAGUCCGAGGCGCUCCUUAGUGUGGCUGAUGAGUUUCCCGCUGUCCGCUGUUUCACUCUGGUGUUUCGCGGCCGUAGAGGAAACCUGGACCUGGUGGCUGAUUCAGCAAAGGAAGCUCAGGCCUGGAUUCAGGGCAUCAGAGCCCUCAUGGAGAACAUGGAGAACAUGGAUGAGAGCACCAAACUUGACCAAUGGAUCUCAGACUGGUUUUUGAAAGCAGAUCUAAACAAGGAUGGUAGAAUUAAUUUUAAGGAGGCAAAAAAAUUACUGAAAAUUAUGAACGUGGACAUGAAUGAAGAACAUGCAUGCUGUCUUUUUAUGAUGGCAGAUAAGUCUGAGUCAGGAACCCUGGAGGAUCAGGAGUUUGUGGAGUUUUAUAAAAUGCUUACUGAGAGAACAGAGGUGCUGGAUUUAUUCCAGGAUUACUCCAGUGAUGGAAAGAGUCUGUCCCAGUGUGAUCUGGAGGAGUUCCUGAGAGAGGAGCAGCUAGAGGGGGAGGGCAGUUAUGAACACGCCCUUCAGCUGAUUGAUCGCUAUGAGCCUUCAGACACAGCCAGAAUGAAUCACAUGAUGUCAGUCGAUGGGUUACUAAUGUACCUGACGUCUCCUGAGGGAUCCAUCUUCAAUCCAGAGCGGCAGGACCUUUUUCAGGACAUGAGCCAACCUCUCGCCCACUAUUACAUCUCCUCAUCACACAACACUUAUCUGAUGGAGGACCAGCUAAAAGGACCAAGCAGCGUUGAGGCCUACAUCCAGGCACUGAAACGAGGCUGCAGGUGUGUAGAGGUGGACUGCUGGAAUGGAUCGAAUGGGGAGCCGGUAGUUUAUCAUGGACACACACUGACAUCUAAGAUUCUCCUCAAAGAUGUGAUUACUACUAUAGCAAAUUAUGCCUUCAAGGCAUCUGAGUAUCCACUCAUUGUGUCCAUUGAAAACCACUGCAGCAUAGAGCAACAGGAAGUCAUGGCUCUAUAUUUCAGAGACAUUCUGGGUGAUAUGCUACUCACGAACACAGUAGAUGGAGUCUCCAGCGAACUGCCAUCCCCAGAGGCACUUAAGAGGAAAAUCUUGUUAAAAGGGAAGAAGAUUGAAAACGAGUCAGAGAACCCCACAGGUGAAGUCAGCGAUGAGGACGAGGCAGCAGAAAUAAAUAAGGACAGUCCGCCAACAAAUGGCAAGAAAUCGAAGCAAAAUCUAUGCAAGGAGCUCUCAGACCUAAUGUUCUGUAAGAGUGUACAUUUCCACAGCUUUGAGCAUUCCCGCACCUCUGCUAAGUCUAAUGAGAUGUCAUCGUUCUCUGAGUCUAAAGCCCAUAAAUAUUCAAAAGAAGCAGGUUCAGAUUUUGUGCUGCAUAACACCAGGCAGCUGACAAGAGUGUAUCCAAGUGGAAUGAGGACAGAUUCAUCAAAUUACUCUCCAGUAGACAUGUGGAACAUGGGAUGCCAGAUUGUGGCAUUAAACUUCCAGUCAGCAGGGAUGGAAAUGGAUCUUAAUGAUGGGUUGUUUACUCAGAAUGGCUGCAGUGGCUACAUCCUAAAACCUGAGAUCCUUUGCAAAAGAGAGAGACUCUUUGAUCCUGAAAAUCCUGAGGAACGUGAUGAUUACCACCCUCUACUGUUCUAUGUUAAGGUUAUUAGUGGACAACAGCUCCCUAAAGUAAAGCAAAAAGAAUGGUCCAUUGUAGACCCCCUGGUAAGGGUGGAAAUUUAUGGCGUUCCUUUGGAUCAAGCCAAACAGGAGACCAAAUACAUUGACAACAAUGGAUUCAACCCACACUGGAAUGAAACAUUGCAGUUCACAAUCCACACCCCUGAGCUGGCACUGGUGCAUUUUGUAGUUGAAGAUUAUGAUAAAGCAUCAAGGAAUGACUUCAUAGGGCAAUACACUAUACCUUUUACCAAUAUUCAACCAGGAUAUCGUCAUGUGCAUCUGUUGUCCAAAGACGGAACGAGUAUCCAUCCAUCCUCCAUCUAUGUUCAUAUCAAAAUCACAGAGCUGUAAUUAUACGUGUUCACAAUUCUAGUAGUUUUAUUUACAAUGCUUAAAUAUUUCUCAGACAAAUCUGUAGUUUGCUGUAAAAAGGUAAAGAAAACAUUUUAUCUUGUGCUUUGUUUAAAAUUCAAAUGCUGGCAAUCACAUGAACAAACCAAAACAUUAUUUAAUCACUAAUCCUUGCAUUAAAACAAAAAAGUAUAGCAACUAUGAUUAUUUUUUAAGAGUACCUC
This is a messenger RNA of Sinocyclocheilus anshuiensis, 2597 nucleotides long. RefSeq names its product 1-phosphatidylinositol 4,5-bisphosphate phosphodiesterase delta-4-like. The record is from RefSeq and is a predicted model, not a curated record. Gene Ontology annotation, cellular component: plasma membrane. Gene Ontology annotation, biological process: lipid metabolic process; intracellular signal transduction. The transcript has 16 exons. NCBI's taxonomy places the organism in Eukaryota, Metazoa, Chordata, Actinopteri, Cypriniformes, Cyprinidae. The coding region runs from base 154 to 2373 and encodes 739 amino acids. Gene Ontology annotation, molecular function: phosphatidylinositol-4,5-bisphosphate phospholipase C activity; calcium ion binding.